Messenger RNA from Megalops cyprinoides (Indo-Pacific tarpon), 933 nucleotides. Its product is annotated as zinc finger and SCAN domain-containing protein 12-like. Gene Ontology annotation, molecular function: DNA-binding transcription factor activity, RNA polymerase II-specific; RNA polymerase II cis-regulatory region sequence-specific DNA binding. Bases 61 to 933 code for a protein of 290 amino acids. Lineage: Eukaryota; Metazoa; Chordata; Actinopteri; Elopiformes; Megalopidae. Gene Ontology annotation, cellular component: nucleus. The record is from RefSeq and is a predicted model, not a curated record. The transcript is spliced from 2 exons. Gene Ontology annotation, biological process: regulation of transcription by RNA polymerase II.
GGUCUCUGUUUGCCAACAGUACAGUCGGAAUGGGCUAGAAGUGGAACGAACCGCAGGAGAAUGCGGUCGUCCGCGUCUGUUAGUACAUAUCUUCCAAACCAUGGACGGAACACACACUCCGAUUUGCAAACGGAACACGUAUUGUUGAGAACCGGAGAGGAUACGGAUAACCAGUUCUACAUCACAGACGAAGGAGUCGCGGAUAAAGAGUACACAGGAUCUCUGGGGGGAGAGGAGGAUGCUGGGAGAAUUCAGCAGGAGCACGAUGGGGCAGUGACACACGCCGAGGAGCAGCCUGAAGUCACCAAGUUUGAGUUUGAGAUGGGGGCCCCGGCUGGGGACGUGAAUGAGCUGGGCCUGAUCCGGGUGAUGGACGACGGGGAGGACGUCAAAGACGGGACGGUUAAAAUCGAGAACGACCCGGAGGGGCCUGCCCUGGAGCCCAUUGUUGCGGAACCGUCAGCCUCGCUCCAGCAGAUAUCGCCCCCUGCUGGAGACAGCGGCAGCGGCGGCAGCUUGGGCUUCGCGGCGGCCUCUGCGGAGAACCCCGAUCUGGUGGCCAUGCAGAUGCAGAGGGAGAGCCCCGACAAGGUGCACCGCUGCAACGUGUGCGGCCGCGGGUUCCGCCGCUUCUACUGCCUGAAGACCCACCAGCGCAUCCACACGGGCGAGAGGCCGUACCCGUGCAGGUACUGCGAGAAGCGCUUCCGCCACCUCGACAGCCUGCACAAGCACCAGCGCAUCCACACGGGGGAGAGGCCCUACCGCUGCACCCAAUGCAGCUGCUGCUUUCGGGAGCUGGGGCAGCUGAAGAAGCACAGGCUGACACACUCCCCUGUUCCGCCCCCGCCCCACCCGACGCUCUCCUUACCCCCCGCUGCGCACUCCUACGCCUGGUCUCAUCUCAACUCACAGGCCUUGGAUUCCACUUAA